AUGAGCGGGUUGAUAUCAACACGAAAAGAGUACUUAAUCCGUGGGAGAGAAAUGAGAAUCAUACGCUCUGUCUCAACUCUGCUAGAGAUUUUGGCUGUAGUGUGGUUAAUAUUGGGACACAGGACCUGUCUGAAGGAUGAGGGAAAAUAUCCGUUUGGUGAUUACAUUGCUUACUCCAAUGAUACAUUUACAUUAACUGAAGUGAAGCAUCUGUGGCGACAAAAAGGAUGUGUGAAGAAAUAUGGUAGGCGGCUUGUAAUGAGGUUGGAUGAUUUUGAGAAGCCGGCUAAGAGUAAUGUCUUAUGUAGUAAUUGGAAGAAGUGGCAGGAAGCUAUUAUAUGGUUUCAAGGCACAACAGAUGCUGUGGCGUCUCAGUUUUUUCUAAAGAACGUGCAGCCAGAGAUGAGAGCUGCUGCAGUUGAGCUGUUUGGAGAGCAAGGAAGCUCAGCAUCAAGAGCGAAUGUGUUUGGAGAGCUGAUGAUGAGUCCUAUAUCUCCCACUAAAGAUGUGAAAGACGCAGUGGACUGA
This is a messenger RNA of Eruca vesicaria subsp. sativa (arugula), 528 nucleotides long. The record is from the annotation of a GenBank genome assembly. Lineage: Eukaryota; Viridiplantae; Streptophyta; Magnoliopsida; Brassicales; Brassicaceae.